GGCUCUCCCCUCGCUGUUGUUUGUGUCUGCACCGCGGGCGCUAUCACAAAGUAUACUUUAGUCUCGAACCGGCGUUCGGCAAAAUGACCAAGGGCGCGCUGGCCGGAUGGUCAACGGACGGCGACGGCCCAUCACGGACUGGCUUCAUGGUCUCGACGAUCGACUUCCCGCCCAUCGAGAGCUUGGGAAGGAAGUACCUGAUCAAGUGGAAGGAGAAGCGUGACGAGUACGACAAGGCCAUGCGUGAGCACUCAAAGGCGACCGGUGUCCCGGUCAAGGUCCACAACAAAAAGUGGAUCGACUCGAUCAAGCGCAGUCUCUUGGAGACGGUGUGCACGCUCAAAUGGAAUAUCGACGUCGACGGGCUCAAGGAGAACGAGUUCCAACGGCGGUUGAUGGAGAUCAUGAGCGAGCGACCGAAGGACUACACGCACUCAUCCGAGGACUACAUUGCCUUUUUCAAGGAGCUCAAGAUUGGACACGUGGUCGAGGACGACGUCUUUGAGGUUGUGGCCAACUUCAUCACGGACGUCAGCGAGAUCAUCAAGGCGCAUGCCCUGCAAGAAGACAUGACGCUCAAAGGGCCGCGGCGGAUCAUCCUCAGCACCAUUACGGACCGACUUGAACCCGUGCAGCUGCGCGAGAAGAUGCGGGACAUGCUUCGUAUCCACAAGUUCGACUCCUUGUGCGCUUACGCCAAGCCCCUGGAGAAGCACUUGACGACGCUGAUGGAAGCGAAGAAGUUCUCCUCUCCUUUUGAGGAAGGGGCGAAGCGCAAGGACCGCGAAGACGAUGAAACUGAGCGUGACGCGGUCAAGGCGCGCAAGCUGCUCGACGAAGGCAAGGAGCCGUUUCAGGGGGAGAAGGACGACUCCCCCGCUGCACCCGAGCCAGGUGAUCCUCCGGGUGGUGCCGCUAAGAAGGGCGGUGCCAAGGACAAGACCUGCUGGGCGUGCAAGGAGAAGGGCCACACGGUGCACGAGUGCCCGACCGUCAAGGACGAGGACGAGAAGGGCAAGAUCAUACGGGAGACGUUGAAGAAGAACAAGACGUUCCGUGCUAUGGCGGGUGCGUCGGCUACGCACCUGCUAACCCUUGGGAGCAAGCUCCAAGUGCCCUACUGCCCUGACACGGGUGCUGACCUCAACAUCAUCCCGCGGUCGAUGGUUGACAAGUUGUCGGCGGUGUGCCCCAACAUCCGUGUGAAGCCUUUGGCGACUCCAAUCCACUGUAUGGGCUGCAACGGCAAUGGCUUUACCGCCAAGGACAGCGUGGACAUCAAGUUGCAGAUCCAGACGGCUGCUGGCCCCGUCAACAUUCCCGGGGCGCAGACGUGCUAUGUGGUGGACGACGGCGAGGAGUUCUUGCUGUCCAAUGCAACUCUCAAGUCGAUUGGUAUCGACAUUGACCGCCUGCUCGAGCAGCUGGCGGCUCGUCAAUUUGAUGACGAUGGCCACGAUCUGGCGACGGACGACGACGACGAUGCAUGUGCACGUGUUCCCCCCCGCCCGACAUCUGGUACGAGUGGCGUCCCAGUGGUACCGGUGUCGACGACGGCAGAGACUCGGCGCGUCGUGGACGCUCGAGCCUCGGAGGCGGUGGUUGGUCGUCUACCGUUUGAAGCCGUCGCUGGGCUGAAGAUCAGCAUCGACGAGGCGACGGCUCAAGGGUUCCCUGCCGAAAUGCGCAACCGACUGUGGCGCAUUGUCACCAAGCAUGACGUUUGGCGGACGGCGUUUGAUCCGCGGGACCCGCCGGCCAUGGUGGCCCAGUUUGGGAUCAAGCUGGUGCCUCAGAAAGCCCAGUUUUUCUACACCGAGGUCAAGUGGUGUGGGCGCACGCUCAACGCUGAUGGCGUCAAGCACGACCCGGAUCGCAUUAAGGCUCGCUGCGACAUCCCGUAUCCGAUGAACGCGGGCGAGUCGCAGCAAGUCAUUUUUGCGCCUGACAAGGAGUGGAAGGCGUACCCUCGUGGGAAGAUGGCGCUGUGGGCGGGCAUCAUGGGCGCGUUCCGCUACGUCAUCGAGCACAUUGAUGGUAUCCACAACUUGUGGACUGACAUGAUGAGUCGGUGGGGACACCGCGGCCCGGCGACACGAAAUUCGGCCGAACAAGUGCCGUCGGGGCUCAUCUACAAGAACUACCCAAUUUCAAGCGCUUCGUCCGAUUGACGAUGAUCGCUUGGUGUGGCCGACUCUCGCUGGGAUCGGGGAGUGUCAGGACAAGGUGGGCGCAGAUCGCCCGGCCAGUGCCACAUUGGGGUGUGAAGUCUGGCGUGUCCAGAAUGUCAUACGUGGAUGCGCUGCGGCUCAGCCUCCACGAGAUGCACAAGAAGAUUCCAACUGUCGUCCAGCGGUGUGUUGAGUCACGUGCCGACGGGCCCGAUCAACCGCCGGCUCCGACGACAGGUGAAUGCAUAACUUGAUGUUGUAUAUAUGCAUUUGUACCCAGCUGGCCCGGUGGCCAUGGCUUGGGGGGUGUGUUGUGUGUGGAUCAAAGGCUAAGCCAUGUCCAACCAAUGCAAGCUGCGAUCAGCUGGAGAUGCCGUG
Messenger RNA from Saprolegnia diclina VS20, 2549 nucleotides. RefSeq lists its product as hypothetical. Gene Ontology annotation, molecular function: zinc ion binding; nucleic acid binding. NCBI's taxonomy places the organism in Eukaryota, Oomycota, Saprolegniomycetes, Saprolegniales, Saprolegniaceae. The record is from RefSeq and is a predicted model, not a curated record. The transcript has 2 exons. The coding region runs from base 84 to 2171 and encodes 695 amino acids.